This is a messenger RNA of Cynocephalus volans (Philippine flying lemur), 1735 nucleotides long. It is a transcript of the gene ACTR3B, whose product is annotated as actin related protein 3B. The record is from RefSeq and is a predicted model, not a curated record. Gene Ontology annotation, molecular function: actin filament binding. The coding region runs from base 72 to 1328 and encodes 418 amino acids. Gene Ontology annotation, cellular component: actin cortical patch. The transcript has 12 exons. NCBI's taxonomy places the organism in Eukaryota, Metazoa, Chordata, Mammalia, Dermoptera, Cynocephalidae.
AGCGGGCGGCAGGGCGGACGGCGGUGGGCGCUCCGGGGCGGCCGGCGGGCCGAGCGCCGCGCGUCCCGAGCAUGGCGGGCUCCCUCCCUCCCUGCGUGGUGGACUGUGGUACCGGGUAUACCAAGCUUGGCUACGCAGGCAACACUGAGCCACAGUUCAUUAUUCCUUCAUGUAUCGCCAUCAGAGAGUCGGCAAAGGUAGUUGACCAAGCCCAAAGGAGAGUGCUGAGGGGAGUUGAUGACCUUGACUUUUUCAUAGGGGACGAAGCCAUUGAUAAACCUACUUACGCCACAAAGUGGCCCAUACGACAUGGAAUCAUUGAAGACUGGGAUCUUAUGGAAAGGUUCAUGGAACAAGUGGUUUUUAAAUAUCUUAGAGCUGAACCUGAGGACCAUUAUUUUUUAAUGACAGAACCUCCACUGAAUACACCAGAAAAUAGAGAAUAUCUUGCAGAAAUUAUGUUUGAAUCGUUUAAUGUACCAGGACUCUACAUUGCAGUUCAGGCAGUGCUGGCCUUAGCUGCAUCUUGGACGUCACGACAAGUUGGUGAACGCACGUUAACAGGGAUAGUCAUUGACAGCGGAGAUGGAGUCACCCAUGUAAUCCCGGUGGCAGAAGGUUAUGUAAUUGGAAGCUGCAUCAAACACAUCCCGAUUGCAGGUAGAGAUAUUACGUAUUUCAUUCAACAGCUGCUAAGGGAGAGGGAGGUGGGAAUCCCUCCUGAGCAGUCACUGGAGACCGCAAAAGCCAUUAAGGAGAAAUACUGUUACAUUUGCCCUGAUAUAGUUAAGGAAUUUGCUAAGUAUGAUGUGGAUCCCCGGAAGUGGAUCAAACAGUACAUGGGUAUCAAUGCGAUCAACCAGAAAAAGUUUGUUAUAGAUGUUGGUUACGAAAGGUUCCUGGGACCCGAAAUAUUCUUUCACCCAGAGUUUGCCAACCCAGACUUUAUGGAAUCCAUUUCGGAUGUUGUUGAUGAAGUGAUACAGAAUUGUCCCAUCGAUGUGCGGCGUCCGCUGUAUAAGAAUGUCGUCCUUUCCGGAGGCUCGACAAUGUUCAGGGAUUUUGGACGUCGACUGCAGAGAGAUUUAAAAAGAGUGGUGGAUGCCAGAUUAAAGCUCAGUGAAGAGCUGAGCCGUGGCAGAAUAAAGCCUAAGCCUGUGGAGGUCCAGGUGAUAACACAUCAUAUGCAGCGCUAUGCCGUCUGGUUUGGAGGCUCAAUGCUGGCCUCAACUCCGGAGUUCUUUCAGGUCUGUCACACCAAGAAGGACUAUGAGGAGUAUGGUCCUAGCAUCUGCCGCCACAACCCUGUCUUCGGCGUCAUGUCUUAGUACCUGCCCUGAGCCCGUCGUUCUGGAGCUUCUCGUUGGGCAAGGAGCGUCCUGCAGAACCAGGCCGACUGUGGCUCCUGUACAUAGGGCUGCAGCGCCGCGCCCAGCAGCCAGCUGGGCCACCCUGUGCACGAGGCGCAGAGCCACUCGGGACAAGCCAUUUCUCUACUUGCCAAUGUCAUGUGCCCCCCUCCCCAGCUCCCCCUUGGUCUCCCCUCCUCCCCACCUGAGCUUCUAGUUGACAAGUACAGUGCAAAAGGAAUUCACACGCAGCUUUAAAGAUUGUUGGAGAAGAAAAACAUGAGCAGAUGGUGCAAAAUAGGCCCCCCUGGAAAGAAUGUGGGGUGUAAACCCUUUUUCUCCCAGCCUAUUUUUGUAAAUAAAAUGUUAUAAACUUGAAAUACAAA